UGUAAUAUAUACUACAGUUGAAGGUGAAUGUUUUGAGUACAAGCAAGUGAAACACUAAUAAAAUGUUUAAAAUAAUUUCAUUAUUAUUUCUGUUACUCGGAACUGAAAAUAUAAUUGCAUUAGAUCUUCCAAUAGUAUCAGACAUCCAGGACAUAAUAAGUCUUGCCCACGAUAUAUCAGAUUUAGCAUCUGGAAAUGUACCUCUGGUAACAUCUAUCUUCGGAGGAAGUUCUGUAGACCCUACGAUCGCGAAAUUAAACGGACUAUCAACUCAAAUCGAGGAGCUAACAAAGUUAUUCAACGUCAAAAUGGAUGCCGCGCUGUCACAAAUAUUGAACAACGUGCCCCGUGACACUGAUUUUAGGACACGUAUGGGCCAGCUGCACAAAUAUAUAACUCGUAUCAACGGUCAAUUUGAUGAUUAUCGGCGUCUACUGAAAUCCGCAAGUGAAUAUAAUCAAUACAGUAUUGACCAAUUUAUACAUGCUGCUACUUCUUCACAAGAUGGUGACCUGCCAGAAAUAUUAAAUCAAAUCCAUCGACUAUUUAUAACACAGCAAUCUGAUGAUAUACAAGGAGGUCUUUUGGACCUUGCAGUUCCUAUUUUUAAAGAUAUGAAACCAGCAUCUUUAUGCGGCCGCACUAAAUCACAGCAGCAACGUGUUUAUGAUAUUUAUCGAACGAUUAUUUUUACAGAAAUAAAAGGAUAUAUAAUGAAUUCUUAUUCUUAUGGUCUAUUAUCUAUUUUUAGUAACACAACUUUUAUAAAAGAAGCAAAAAGAUCUGAAGAGAGACUUCUAAAAGCCGCUUAUGAUUAUAUGUCAGCUACUAAAGAAGCGUUAAAAACGAUACCUAGAGAAGUAAUUGUUUGUGAUCCACCAAAACACAUUAAUGGUGAAACAUUUGUGGAAAUGUUCCGCGCAAUCCAAAUGACGAUGGGACAUGAAUAUAUGUUACGUUCUGAUGGAAGUUGUGGUGGUUCCUGUAGUGACAUUGAUACAUCGACGAUCUAUCGUGAAUAUGAGAGUUUUCAAAAACGAAAAUGGUACCCAGAGAAUCCAUGCCAGGGAAGGCUGAACGAAUGUUGGGACCUGAAUUACGUUGAGUUUUGUGAAAUGCCCGGUGAAUUCAAAGAACGCCUGAUUUAUGUGAACAAUUAUGACAACCGCACUUAUGGCAGCACCGAAAGCUGUUGGUUCGGUAAAAAGGGUUCACUUAACAAGUUAACAAUUGGUGCAUCCAAGUGUAACCCUUGUUUAUGUCAAUGUAUAGAAGACAAAGCCGAGUCAAAGGCUGAUCGCACACUGAGUUUCUUACGACAACGAACGGAUGUUGAUAAAAAUAUGGUACUGACUGGUAUACGAUUUAUUAAGAAAAAUAAGGUUAUUCAUUUGCAAAUCGAGCAGGGCAAGCUAAUCAAAGAUGGUCGUAUUGAAAACGGUACCACCGAAUGGCUGCCCGUUGACGAAUUAAAGUAUGAUGCAAAAGCUAAGGGUGGAGCUUUCGUAAGAGUUGUUGACGAUAAAGAAAUACCACUAAAGAAAGACGUAGAUUACGCGUUUAUAACCGAUACGCUUCGCUACUUUGAUCUAGACGAUGUCAUCGUUCCAGAACCGAAUCAUGUCAUUACAGGUGUAAGGUUGAAACUCGGGAUGUAUUCUGGAGACAUUCAACUGGAAAUCCGGGUAACAAGGUUCAAUUUUACAACUGGCUUAUUAAUUCCACUGGAUUCGAAAAUAAUAAGGGAUCUUGACAAAAAUAAUGAAAAGAUAUCUUCAGAAUGGUUGUCUCCGGAUUCGCUUUUGAUGUUUAAAACUGUAAACAGAGCUGCACUAUAUCGAACAGUCGUUGACGUCAAAGGCAAAUCGGAUCCUCAAAAAAGUUAUAAUAAUAUUCCCGACUCAGAAAGUUAUUCACGAGUGAUGCUAACUCAUUCGAAUGUUACUGACGAUGUCGGACAAAGUACGAUUCCGUACUUUGAUAUUCAGCCAGUCUUCCCAAUACCUAGAGUCGCAUUGGACGGGAUUGGGCUUUACCACCGCGGCAACGGAGAAUCUGGAGGAUUUUUGAGUCUUAAAGUUAUCACUCACGACAUUUCAAAAUAUUUGAAUCCUGAUAUGAAAUCGGGCAUGUUAACUACUGAAGAAAUAAAGGACAUUGAAGAGGAGAUGGAGUUUUCAGAACUGGAAUAAAUGUUUCUGCAUUAGUUCACAAUUAAAGUAAUUUUAAACCAAAAUUACUUGUAAUCUUGCAUUGGAUGUUAACUGAUCUCUCAUUAAAUUUUUGAACAAAAAAUUUGAUAAAUUUUCAAUUAUUACCAUAAUUUUAAAAUGAUAUUCAAGCAGCUCUCAAAAUACAUGAUUUUUUUAACUUCCCGCUAAGAAAAUCGAUGAUUUUCAAUGAUUCGGGAAGUUAUGGUUUUCACCCCGAUUUUCGAAAACCGAGUUUUCAUCAGAUGUUGACAUUUUGAGGUCCUAGGAAGCUAUUUUGACUAUUUUCAGCAUCAUGCCCGAGUGUCUGUAUGUAUGUAUGUGUGUGUGUGUGUGUGUGUGUGUGUGUGUGUGUGUGUGUGUGUGUGUGUGUGUGUGUGUGUGUGUGUGUGUGUGUGUGUGUGUGUGUGUGUGUGUGUGUGUGUGACCGGUCUAUAACGUUUUAAAUAAUGAAGCAAUUUGGAUGGUUAAGGCGGCAAUCGAAAGAGCUUGUUGGCCAUUUGUUGACUUACUGUACUUCCCUAGCUGUGUAAUAUACUAUUUUUCAUACCGAUGCCAAAAGUUCGAAUUCUGUCCCUAAUUCGCGGGAUGAAAGUGUUACAUUUUAGCCCGAAUAAUAAAAUUUAAAAAAAAGAUAACCAGCUAAAUAUAAAAAAAAAAGUUAUGUUUUUUCCCGGCUGUCAAACUUCAUUGACAAGUUCAACCUACCCCAAGCUAAUCCGUUACGUACUUGUUC
Molecule: messenger RNA, 2946 nt
Organism: Microplitis mediator
Lineage: Eukaryota; Metazoa; Arthropoda; Insecta; Hymenoptera; Braconidae
Exons: 7
Coding region: 63-2192 (709 amino acids)
Source: RefSeq, a predicted model, not a curated record